CCCCUGCCUGUUACUGCUCCAAAAGUACCUGCUCGUCGAAACGUCUUGCCGCUGGGCAUCAUCGGGCUUUAGAUAGAUGGGCAAAUUUGCACAUUUGUCACGGUCUGGGUCCAGCACUGGCCAGAACGAAUAUUGAGAGUAUAAGUAAGCUCGUAACCUUCUCCGCUCCCCAUCUUUCUUUUGAGGUUCUGCCGUGUAACAGAUAACUUCCCUUUUUCUUUUUCGAAGUCUCCCCAGUUCAUCAUGGCUUUCUCCUUGCUCCUAGCCGCUGCCGGCCUUAUCAUCCUGUCCAUAUACUAUAUAGUCCAGUGGCUGAUACGAUGUCGACGCCGUUCGUAUAUGAAGAAACAGAAUGGCUGCCUGCCUCCCAAGAAGCUGCCCCAGAUGGACCCAUAUCUGGGGACUGACAUCGUCAUGCAGAAUCUCGCAGCUGCGAAGAAGUAUGGCUUCCUUAACCUCCUCAGGUCUCGACAUGCCGCCAAUGGCCUCACCUUCACCACCAACACGUAUUUUCGAACCACAAUCAACACUUGCGAUCCAACACUUAUCCAGAAUGUCUUGUCAUUCCAAUUCCAAGACUUUGGUAUGGGUCCUCUUAGACGGAAGAGCGCCUCUCCACUUUUAGGCCAAGGCAUCUUUACCACCGACGACGAAAUUUGGGCACACCAACGUGCUCUCAUCCGACCCAGCUUCGUUCGAGCCCAAGUAACGGAUUUCUCCAUCUUCGGUCACCACGUCGACCAACUCAUCUCCCUCAUCAAGCGUCGUAACUACGAGGUCGAUCUUCAACAACUCUUCUUCCGCAUGGUUCUUGACUCUAAUAGCGAGUACAUGUUUGGAGAGUCUGUAGGCUUGAUGUCAGAGAACGCCUCUGAAUCCGCCACCACCUUCCAUCACGCUUUGGAUUACGCCCAACAAGGCACCAUCUUACGCUUACGUCUCGGAAACCUCAUGUUCACUCAUCGGGACAAGAAGUUCCGUGACUCUUGCGAUAUUGUCCAUGCAUACGCUGACAAGUUCGUUGCACAAGCUCUCGAGUACCGACGUAGGCAAAAGGAAUUCCCGUCCGAAAAGAAAGUCGAUGACGAGGCAAUGCGUCAGAAGUAUGUUUUCCUCAACGAGCUUGCUAAGGAUACCGACAACCCAAUUCUUCUCCGGGAUCAGAUCGUGAACAUGCUCUUGGCGGCUCGAGAUACUACUGCUGGUUUACUAGCUUUCGUCUUCUUCAUGUUGGCUCGAAGGCCUGACGUGUGGGCUAAACUUCGUGCCAAUGUACUCGAACAUUAUUGUGAGCCUCUGACGUACGAGGCUAUCAUGGAUAUGACGUAUCUCCGAUAUAUUGUGCAAGAGACUCUCCGUCUCUUCCCGCCCAUUGCCACAAACAGUCGCAUGGCCAACAAGGAUACCGUACUUCCCGUAGGUGGUGGCCCUGACGGUAAAUCGCCACUUUUCGUCGCCAAGCACCACGUCGUCACAUACAGCACAUUCGUUAUGCACCGAAGGAAGGAAUUCUUUGGCGAAGAUGCUGACGAAUUCCGUCCUGAACGAUGGGAAAACCUUCGCCCCGGCUGGGAAUUCUUGCCUUUUAACGGCGGGCCGAGAAUCUGCCCCGGUCAAAAGUUCGCCCUCACGGAAUCAUCGUAUACGAUCGCGCGUCUACUCCACGCAUUCUCCAGUAUCGAGAACCUCGAUCCGACCGAAUGGAGGGAACAAUUAACACUAUCAUUAACGCUGAAUAACGGCGUACAAUGUCGCCUAAUUCCAACAGCCUAAGGGCUUUUCGAAUUACUUUCCCUUUUUGACUCUUUCCUUUUUCGAUUUUUUUUAUUAGUUACAACAUACCCACAUCUCUCAGCGACGGAGCCAUUGCCUCCUCUUGAUGAACCGGAUAUUCGGGGGGCGGCCAUGGUGUUGGAAUACAGAAAAGGAAAAAUUUCGGAGGGGUAAUCAAUCUUACAUCGUUUUUUAAUUAGAUUGUUAGGUACUGGACAUUUUUGCA
This is a messenger RNA of Hypoxylon trugodes, 1999 nucleotides long. Its product is annotated as putative cytochrome P450 alkane hydroxylase. NCBI's taxonomy places the organism in Eukaryota, Fungi, Ascomycota, Sordariomycetes, Xylariales, Hypoxylaceae. Gene Ontology annotation, molecular function: iron ion binding; heme binding; oxidoreductase activity, acting on paired donors, with incorporation or reduction of molecular oxygen, reduced flavin or flavoprotein as one donor, and incorporation of one atom of oxygen. The transcript has 3 exons. Bases 244 to 1773 code for a protein of 509 amino acids. The record is from RefSeq and is a predicted model, not a curated record.